Messenger RNA from Meleagris gallopavo (turkey), 1194 nucleotides. NCBI's taxonomy places the organism in Eukaryota, Metazoa, Chordata, Aves, Galliformes, Phasianidae. The record is from RefSeq and is a predicted model, not a curated record.
AGAGAGAGGCUGGCGGCCGUUGCAGGUUUGAAUUUUUCCGGGGCUGCAGCGGCGCUGCCGUUGUGACGCGGGUUCGCGCUGUCGCCUCGGAGCCGGGACCGAGGCGCUCCGGGCUUAAAGAUGUCACAGAACGGCGACGAUGAGUGGGAGCUGAGCAAGGAGAACGUGCAGCCGCUGCGGCAGGGCCGGGUCAUGACCACGCUGCAAGAGGCCCUGGCUCAGCAGGACACCUCCAGACACACUGCUGCUCAGAUCAGAAAACAAGAAUUUGAAUCAGAAAUCAGAUUUUACUCUGGAGAUGAUCCACUGGAUGUCUGGGACAGGUACAUCAAGUGGACUGAGCAAACCUUCCCCCAGGGUGGAAAGGAGAGCAAUCUCUCUGCAGUAUUGGAAAGGGCGGUGAAAGCUCUCAACAAGCAGCAGAGAUACUACCAAGAUCCUCGCUAUCUAAGUCUCUGGCUCAAAUUUGGAAAUUGCUGUAAUGAACCCUUGGAUCUGUACAGUUAUCUGCAUAGUCAGGAAAUUGGUACAACAUUGGCACAACUUUAUAUUACAUGGGCAGAAGAACUUGAGGCUAGAGGAAGUUUUAAGAAAGCAGAUACAAUCUUCCAGGAAGGCCUUAAUCGCAGGGCAGAGCCUUUGGAUAAACUCCAGUCUCAUCACAGGCAGUUUCAGACCCGUGUUUCUCGGCAAACACUACUGGGGCUUGAGGAAGCUGCUGAUGAAAAAGAUACGGGUCUUCUGGGAACUGAAGAACCUCAGAGGAGCACACUGGCAGAUCUAAAAGGCAGGGGGAAGAAAAAAGUGAGAGCUCCAAUUAGUCGUGUAGGAGAUGCACUUAAAGCCACAAACCAAAACAGAAGUUUCCAGACUCCUCAGCAGCUUUCAAAUAAUGUGGGUUUUGCUGUGUUUGAUGAAAAUUCUGCUUCAGCUUCUGGACCUGAGAUUCCCAUACUUACUCCACAGCAUUGGACAGAACCGCCAGCUCCAAGGGCCAAGGAGAAUGAAAUAAGCGCAGGGCCUUGGAACUCUGGGAGGGUAAGGAGACUCAAAAUAGAGCCUGGCAAAAAGAGGAAGAUGUAUGUAAGCCAAUGUCUUUAUCCAAUCCCUGAGACAAAGAUUGUGUUCUUUCACACUUCACUGGGAUUUAUUUCUACAGGCAGCUGUAGAACUUUCUAAUUUCUUCCUGAAGAC